Molecule: messenger RNA, 3564 nt
Organism: Microtus oregoni (creeping vole)
Lineage: Eukaryota; Metazoa; Chordata; Mammalia; Rodentia; Cricetidae
Gene: Glyr1
Product: glyoxylate reductase 1 homolog
Exons: 16
Coding region: 88-1746 (552 amino acids)
Molecular function (GO): NADP binding; NAD binding; oxidoreductase activity, acting on the CH-OH group of donors, NAD or NADP as acceptor
Source: RefSeq, a predicted model, not a curated record
CACGUGGUCAGGCCCACUCCAAUGGGCGGUGCCGCGGCGACCUGAAGUUCCCGGCUGCCCGUGCGGCGGCGGUGGUUGGGUGGUAAGAUGGCGGCUGUGAGUCUGCGGCUCGGCGACUUGGUGUGGGGGAAACUGGGCCGGUAUCCUCCCUGGCCAGGAAAGAUUGUUAAUCCACCCAAGGACUUGAAGAAACCACGUGGAAAGAAAUGCUUCUUUGUGAAGUUUUUUGGAACAGAAGAUCAUGCCUGGAUCAAAGUAGAACAGCUAAAGCCUUAUCAUGCUCAUAAAGAGGAAAUGAUAAAGAUCAACAAGGGUAAACGGUUCCAGCAAGCUGUGGAUGCUGUUGAAGAGUUCCUCAGGAGAGCCAAGGGGAAAGACCAGACAUCAUCUCACACUUCUGCUGAUGACAAGAAUCGGCGUAAUUCCAGUGAGGAGAGAAGUAGGCCAAACUCAGGUGAUGAGAAACGCAAGCUUAGCCUGUCUGAAGGGAAGGUGAAGAAGAACUUGGGAGAAGGAAAGAAGAGGGUGACUUCAGGUUCUUCAGAGAGAGGCUCCAAAUGCCUUAAAAGAGCCCAAGAGCAAAGUCCCCGGAAGCGGGGUCGGCCCCCAAAGGAUGAGAAGGACCUCACCAUCCCUGAGUCGAGCACUGUGAAAGGGAUGAUGGCGGGACCAAUGGCCGCAUUUAAAUGGCAGCCAACUGCGAGCGAGCCAGUCAAAGAUGCCGAUCCUCAUUUCCAUCAUUUUCUGCUGAGCCAAACAGAGAAGCCAGCUGUCUGUUACCAGGCAAUCACAAAGAAGUUGAAAAUAUGUGAAGAGGAAACUGGUUCCACCUCCAUCCAGGCAGCAGACAGCACAGCGGUGAAUGGCAGCAUCACACCUACAGACAAAAAGAUAGGAUUUUUGGGCCUUGGCUUAAUGGGAAGUGGCAUCGUCUCCAAUUUGCUAAAAAUGGGUCAUACAGUGACUGUCUGGAACCGGACUGCAGAGAAAUGUGAUUUGUUCAUCCAGGAGGGGGCCCGCCUAGGAAGAACCCCCGCUGAAGUCGUUUCAACUUGUGACAUCACUUUUGCCUGUGUGUCGGAUCCAAAAGCAGCCAAGGACCUGGUGCUGGGCCCCAGUGGUGUGCUGCAAGGGAUCCGCCCUGGGAAGUGCUAUGUGGACAUGUCAACGGUGGAUGCGGAUACAGUCACCGAGCUGGCCCAGGUAAUUGUAUCCAGAGGGGGGCGCUUUCUGGAAGCCCCAGUCUCAGGGAAUCAACAACUGUCCAAUGACGGGAUGUUGGUGAUCUUAGCAGCCGGAGACAGGGGCUUAUAUGAGGACUGCAGCAGCUGCUUCCAAGCAAUGGGGAAGACUUCCUUCUUUUUAGGUGAAGUUGGCAAUGCAGCCAAGAUGAUGCUGAUUGUGAACAUGGUACAAGGGAGCUUCAUGGCUACCAUCGCUGAGGGGCUGACACUGGCCCAGGUGACAGGCCAGUCACAGCAAACGCUUUUGGACAUCCUCAAUCAGGGACAGUUGGCCAGCAUCUUCCUGGACCAGAAGUGCCAAAAUAUUCUACAAGGAAACUUUAAACCUGACUUCUACCUGAAAUACAUUCAGAAGGAUCUCCGCCUGGCUAUUGCACUGGGCGAUGCAGUCAACCACCCUACCCCCAUGGCAGCUGCAGCCAAUGAGGUAUACAAAAGAGCCAAGGCACUGGACCAGUCUGACAAUGAUAUGUCUGCAGUGUACCGAGCCUACAUACACUAAGCCUUGCCCAUCCAUCCACCCCUCCCAUCUUCCCUCUGGCCUCUCUCCCCAAUAUGGGGUCAGGGUUCUGGGACUUAGCUCUGGACCAGUUACCUGUCUCCAUUUCCUUUUAUACAGACUUUGAGACUUGCAUCAGCACAGUAAACAGCAGCACUCUCCCUCCCUGAGGCCCUGGGCAGGGAUUGGAGGAUCUCCACAGGUGACUGUGAAGAACUCUUGAGCUGGGCAUUGGCCCUGGAGCAGGAGGCUGUGUAUUCUCACUGUUUCUCUUGUGUUCUCUGUCUCUGUCACACACACACACACACACACACUCUCUCUCUCUCUCUCUCUCUCUCUCUCUCUCUCUCUCUCUCGCUCUCUCUCGCUCUCUCUCUUACCCACCCCAGGUUAGAAACUGCCCAGAAACUGCUGCCUGGCUGUUCUUCCUCCAAGCUUGUCUUAUCUCAGCACCCUUCUGGUCAAGGGACUAGAGGAACUAGAAUUGGCAGGGAGCACAGGAAGCCUUCUCUCAACUUCCCCAGGAAAGAGGCUGGCAGAGGGUCCAUGCCCCCAACUGGGCCCCUGAAAGGAGAGGCCCCUGAGCCAUCAUGAACCAGCAGACUCCCAAAGGAGGCUCUGUGGGCCUCCUCCUGAGGAUUUUCCUGUAGACACUACCAUUAUGCAACACCUCCCCAGAACGCCUUGUGAACUGAAGAGAUGAGCUUGGCCACACAGACAACUGGCUCUAUGACUACACACUGGCUCUAUGGCUGGAGCCUGCUCCUCCCAGGAGGUUUUGUUUGGAUUUGCAUUCCAACCCAUGGGAUGGGGUCUUGAGGGCACUGGGAGCGGUGGAGUGGGGGGUGGCUCCUUCCUCUUUCCGUUAAUGGCAGUCUCUUCAGCUGGGCCACCUGUUCAACCUGCUCUACACAGGUCCUCUGCAUGCCCCUCUUUCCCUCUUCCUCCCAGGGAGAUAGUAUUUCUAUCACAUCCUCUUUUGGCCCAGACCCAGCCUGACCAACACCAAUAAUAAACAUUUCAUAGAUGAGCAUUUCAUAGGCUGGACUUUUGAAGUGAAAACCUCACUUCUGCCAGUUAUCAAUGGUUCCAAGUCCUGGGUUUGCUAGGACAGAAGAGAACUGGGCCUUGUUCUGCAACCUAACUGCUCCUCAGAGAUAGAGCCAGUCCUCUGUAGGCCCCAGCAUUUCUCCUUGAAGAGGGGACCAGAGAGAAAGGCUUAGAUUGUCACAUGAGAGGAAUCACCUGAGGGGUGUGCCUUCUUCCUCAUGAGUUAGGAUUUCCAAAGCCACAAUUUGACUUUUCCACUGGGAAGAACCUGGGAUAAGGAUCUCAGGACAUAGGCAUGGAGCAACAAAUGCUUUUGGGGUUCAGUACAAUUGCUCAUUCACUGGGAUGCUGAGCCUGUUUCUGUCUGAACAUAUCCUGUCUUGAUCCUAGGGGUUAGGGGAGGGGAAGAUGCUGUAAGGAAACCGGUUAGUCAAUGUCUUAAUAUUGUUGACAAUUCUGUAAAGUUCCUUUUUAUGACUAUUUCUGUUUAAGCUAUUUCACCUUUUGUUUUGAAAUCCUUCCCUUUUAAGGAGAAAAUGUGACAUUGUGAAAAUGCUUGUAAGAAAGCCCCUCCUCCCCUUUUUCCUUUUAAUGACAAAUCUAGGUGAUUAAGGUUGUGAAUUUUUAUUUUCGCUUUGUUUUUAAUGAGCAUUUGUCUUUCAGAAUAGGAUUGUGUGAUAAUGUUUAAAUGGCAAAAACAAAACAUGAUUUUGUGCAAUUAACAAAGCUACUGCAAGAAAAAAGAAAAAUAAAACAUUUCUUGGUACCACA